AUGCGUGUUAUUGUAUUGCCUGUAUGUCAACUUGAAUCUUAUCCACAUGUUCUACUUAAAUAUGAUUUUCAAAUUAAUCCAUUAUUAUCAACAUCGUCUGAUAUAAAUAAAAGAAUUUUAUCAAAAAAUAUUCAUUCAAAAGAAUUUUAUUUAACACCUUAUUAUUUAUCUAUACUUCCAUCAGGUUCAAUUCAAACUGUAUGUGAAAUAAUAAAAAAUUCAAAUAUUCUUCGAUAUUUAUUUAAUAUAACAAAUAAAGAUGAAGAAAAUAUUGAAAAUAAGAUUGAUUUCAAAGGCCAUUGUCGAUUUAUUGCUUUUGGUCCUGAAAUUGAUAUUUGUAUAUGUACUUUACUUAUUCCACAUAAAUCUUCAAUUGAAUUAAAUUAUAUUGAUCAAACAGAUCCACCAAUUUUUUCUCGUCAAAAUUCUGCACUAAAUUAUGUUCGUUCAUUAUCUAAUAGAUCAAAUAAAGAAAAAAAUAUUUCAAAUGAACAUUUAUUAUUUAUUGAACGUGAUACUGUUCAUUUAUGGAUAUCAUUACGUGAUAUAUGUAAUAAAUUAAUUCAUAUUGAUCGUAUACUUAAACAACCAGGUAUUUUAUCAAAAUUAAUUCAUAUUGAAAGUUGGAUACAAUCAUAUGAUGAUAAUAGAAAUGAAUCAAUAAUAAAAAUAAAUAAUAAUAUAUCAUCUCAACUAAUUAAAGCACGUGCACGUACAAUUAUUUGGGAUAUAAUGGAAUUAAAAAAUGAAAUAUCAUAUCCACGUCCUGUUCAUGGACGUAUUCCAAAUUUUCGAAAUAAUCCAAAUUGUUCAAUUAAUUUAGCACAACUUGAAGAAUUUCAACAAGCACGUGUUAUUGAAAUUUGUCCAAGUCUUGCACAAGAACAUUUACGUUUAUUUUCAUUAUCAGAAGGAAAAAUACUUCUUACGCCAGCACCGUCUAUUGAUAAUGCACUUUUUUAUAAACUUGAUCCAAAAUUUUUACGUGUACAAGAUUUAUCACGAGCAGCAACAAAAUCCGGUGCAGCUGCUCUUGGUACAAUUGUUGAUUUAACAUCUGUUGGAAAACUUCAUGUAGAUAUUUUUGUUGUUGCUUCUGUGGUUGUUAAUCCCAUAAGUGGUGCUCGAGUAGGUAAGGGUAAAGGUUAUGGAGAUAUUGAAUAUGCAAUGAUGCAUCAAUUAGGUGCAUGUAAUAAUAAAACACUUGUUGUUACAACUGUACAUGAAAGUCAAUUACUUAAUGAUCUUCCAGAAUCUGUCAUGACUGAACAUGAUUUACCAGUGAAUGUUAUAAUAACACCACAACGUAUAAUUUAUACUCAAAAUAAAUUUUCACGUCCAAAAGAACUUAAUUGGAAUGAUAUUGAUAAUGAAACAAUGCUCAAUUUACCUGUAUUAAAAGAAUUUAAACGUCUUCAUCAACUACAACAAUCAUUUAGUAAAUCAUCAUAA
This is a messenger RNA of Rotaria sp. Silwood1, 1452 nucleotides long. The record is from the annotation of a GenBank genome assembly. Lineage: Eukaryota; Metazoa; Rotifera; Eurotatoria; Philodinida; Philodinidae.